Molecule: messenger RNA, 2589 nt
Organism: Ilex paraguariensis (yerba mate)
Lineage: Eukaryota; Viridiplantae; Streptophyta; Magnoliopsida; Aquifoliales; Aquifoliaceae
Source: the annotation of a GenBank genome assembly
CAUGAAUUAGGGCUUGGACAGUUAGUCCAGUUUCCGAACUCCCAACCCGACUGUAUAUAUUAUGCUCAAAUAAACAACAAAAACAGAAAAAGCGAAAAACCACGAUCUCAUUCUCACUCUCUCUCUAUCUCUCUCUUCUUGUUUAUGUCCGUUACAGCUCCGAUGCACGGCCGCACCAGCGUACGCGUCGUGGUUGUCGGCGACCGUGGCACCGGAAAAUCGAGCCUCAUCGCGGCCGCUGCCUCCGAAAGUUUUCUGGAAACCGUGAAGCCCGUUCUGCCACCGACUCGACUCCCUGCCGAUUUCUACCCCGAAGGCGUUCCCGUCACAAUCAUCGAUACUGCAUCCAGUUUGGAGAGUAAAGGUAAGCUCGCUGAAGAAUUAAAGCGAGCCGAUGCGGUGGUGCUAACCUAUGCAUGCGAUCAGCCUGCAACGCUUAAUCGUCUUAAUACUUUCUGGCUUCACGAGCUUCGUCGAUUAGAAGUCAAGGCACCAGUGAUUGUGGUUGGUUGCAAGCUAGAUUUGCGAGAUGAGCUUCACCCUACGAGUCUGGAACAGAUGAUGACUCCGAUCAUGCAACAGUUUCGGGAGAUUGAAACAUGUAUGGAAUGUUCUGCAGCUAAACUUGUUCAGAUUCCUGAAGUAUUUUAUUAUGCUCAAAAGGCAGUACUUCAUCCGACAGCUCCACUGUUUGAUCAAGAAACACAGACUCUGAAACCCCGAUGCAUGAGAGCAUUGAAAAGAGUAUUUGUUCUUUGUGAUCAUGAUAUGGAUAAUGCACUCAACAAUGAAGAGCUGAAUGAAUUUCAGGUUAAAUGUUUCAAUGCUCCAUUGCAGCCUGCUGAAAUAGUGUGUGUUCAAAGAGUUGUACAAGAGCAGCUACCUGAAGGAGUCAAUGAAAUUGGGCUUACUUUGACUGGAUUUUUUUUUCUCCACGCCCUCUUUAUUGAAAAAGGGCGCAUUGAGACUACAUGGACUGUAUUAAGGAAAUUUGGUUAUAAUGAUGAACUCAAACUCAGGGAUGAUUAUUUGUCAGUUCCAUUUAAAAGAGCACCUGAUCAGCAUGUGGAGCUGACUAGUGAAGCGGUGGAGUUUUUGAAGGGAGUCUUCAGUGUUUUUGACACUGAUAAGGAUGGAGUUCUACGGCAUUCCGAGCUUGAGGAUCUGUUUUCAACUGCACCAGAAAGUCCUUGGAGUGAAGCUCCUUAUAGGGAUGCAGCAGAGACAACUGCAUUGGGGGGCUUAUCUCUUUCCGGGUUUCUUUCUGAGUGGAACCUAAUGACACUUCUGGACCCUGUUCAAAGUUUGGCUAAUUUGAUGUAUAUUGGAUAUGCUAGUGAUCCUGCAUCAGCACUCCGUGUUACCAGAAGAAGAUCAUUAGAUCGUAAGAAGCGACAUACAGAGAGAAAUGUGUUCCAAUGCUUUGUUUUUGGGCCUAAAUAUUCUGGAAAGUCUGCUUUGUUGAUGUCAUUGUUGGGAAGGCCUUUCUCAGACAAUUAUAGUCCGACAAAAAAUGAGCAUUAUGUGGUGAAUAUGGUUGAAUGGCUUGGGGGAACUAAAAAAACCGUUGUUUUGCGGGAGAUUCCAGAAGAUGGCGUCAAAAAGCUUCUGUCUAAUAAGGAAUCCUUGGCUAAUUGUGAUGUGGCAGUUUUUGUUUAUGACAGCUCGGAUGAGUAUUCCUUAAAACGAGCAGCAGAACUGCUGACGGACAUAGCUAGACACGGAGAGGAAAGUGGUUUUGGGGUGCCUUGUCUCUUGGUUGCAGCCAAGGAUGAUUUGGAUUCAUAUCCAAUGGCAAUAAAAGAUUCAGCGAAGAUAUCUCAGGAUAUGGGAAUUGAUGCACCUAUUCGUGUCAGUAUGAAGGAUAGAGAUAUGAAUAAUGUAUUCAGUAGGAUUGUGGAAGCAGCUGAGCAACCUCAUUUGUGUGUCCCCGAGACUGAAAUUGGGAGAAAGCAGAAGCGCUAUCGCCAGCUUGUCAAUCGCUCUCUCAUGUUUGCUUCAGUUGGGGCUGCUGCAGCAGUAAUUGGAUUGGCUGCAUAUCGUGCUUAUGCUGCAAGGAAGAAUACCUCCAGUUAGGUAGAGAGAUAUUUGCCUAUCAAGCAACUGCAGUUGUUGCAUCACCUCGACCUUUUGUAUAGUCAUUGGUUAUUCUGCUCUGCUCUUCAUUUUCCCCACCAUAAUUUAUAAGGAAUCUCAAUAUGGUUCGUGUAUAGAGUUAUUUAACUUUUUUUUUUUUUUGAGGCUGAAAGUCAAGUUUGUUUCAGGAUGCAUUGUUAGUGUUACUGUUGAAAAGUGAUGACUCUUCUUUCGCACCACCCUAUAUACGAGGUGUGACCAUGCCCAAGUAUCCUGAGCAGUUCACGGAAAAAUGCAUUGCCAUGAUUGGGAUCUAACCAAAUGAUGGAUGAAAAUGCAACCCCUUUGUAUUUUAUUAAAAGCAGGGUUAGAGUGAACAUUUUUUCAUUGAGCACAGGACCUUGCCAAAUGAAAAUGGAUGGAGUAAUUUAAGCUUCUCAGGUAUUCUCUGUGUCCCAACGUUACCAUGUCUUUGUUUUAGUGAAUCCACUGCAUGAUGGAAACCAGUUUUAC